AUGUGGAUUUUUCUUUCAGACAACAUCAGUGCCGAAGAAUGCCUUGAUAAGAAAACCGUUUACGAAAAUUACUGCAAUAUGUGGCUUCUGGAUUUCCCUCAGAUUCAUCCCGACGGUGGUAAGCGACUUUGUUUUCGGUACUAUGGAGGUUCUACUUUGGACUGUGUGGCACAAACUGAACCGCUUGUUCUUAAAGAGCCGGUAGACAGAUUUAAGAAUUUUAUAAAAAUCAAACCAAAAGUAAAAUGCCAGGGAAUACAAAACGACGGAUUUCAAGAUGACGUUUCCAUACCGGCCUUAAAAUUAUCAAAUUCCUUAGAAGAAUUGAGUACAGGUUGUAGUAGCGAAAUUUUAGGUAACGAUUUAGGAGUAAAAAAGAAAUUAUCGCAAACUUUAAGGCGUUCAGAAAGUACAAAUGGCGGUGGCAAGAAAAAAAAUCGUCCAAAAGAACCACAAGUUUCAAGUAAGGAAUAUUAUCAAAUUUGGAUGGCAUCGUCAGCCCUUCCUAAAGUCAACGGAACAUCCUCAGCAAACGAAGAUAAUGAAGAACCGGCGCCACCGUUACCACCGAGAUCGUUACAUAAACCUCUCGAAAGAACUUGUGCUGUGCCGUUUGUACCACCCACCGUUCUUCGUUCAAAUAAACCUAAAACAAAUGUACAAAAACCUGAGGACGCUUUCAAUUUUGAACUAAUCGAUACAGAUGAAAUUAACGAUGCAUCUCCAGACGAUUACGAAAAGAUGGAGAACGGCGUUUUGAUAAAUUUCAAGCAAACCAAGCCUUUCAUUCCAAACGGGAAUAGUCUAGUCGAUAAAGAUAAUUACAUCACUACUGUAUUUGCAAAAACGAAAGGAAAGCGUAACAAACCUGGUCCUUCAACCCAUUCAGACAUGGAAUCUAAAAGUAGUCAUAGUUCAGUUUCAACGACACAUAGUGAUAGUUCUUUAGAAGGAUCGCCUUCAAGAAACAGUGAUUUAGCAUCUAGCUAUUUAGUUAUGAAACCCCAUAAACCACUCUCUCGUCAAAUUUCUCCGAAAUGGACACAACCCCAUGAUACUCCCAAGCAUACAUCUCAUCACAGUUCUGUAGUACGUCAAACCCCAUGCCAUGUGAUGACUUCUCCCGUUAGUUGUAGUUCUGAAUUUGCCAAAAUGAAAAUUGAACCCGUGAUAAAUGGUGGUGUUAAACUAGGUGCCUUAUUAAAUGAUGAGCUAGUCUGCCCUCCGACUCCAACGCAUCACCCUAAGGUUAAUAGAACUAAUGGGGGACUACAUCCACCGUCGCUUAAAUCUAGUCAUGAAGAAACUCAACAUUCCAAAGAUAGUAGAGAAAAUAUUGAAAAGGGCAUCUUCAAAACAUGGGAGGCCCGAAUGGAUAGCCACGGUCGUGUUUUUUACAUCGAUCACGCAACAAGGACAACGUCUUGGCAAAGGCCUACAUGCAGCACUGCUCCAGGGCCCGGCAUUGUUGGCGCUGAACAACAACGACGUCAGUUAGAUAGGCGAUAUCAAAGUAUCCGACGUACUAUUAGUUCAGGAAGGAUACAGGACGUGGAGCAAAAUUCUGCUACCGCUGCUAACACCAUGCAUCCUGCAGUGCGAUUGUUAACCAGACCCGAUUUCUUCAACAUUCUGCACAUGAAUCAGGAUGCCUUAUCUCUUUACAACCGAAACGCAACAUUAAAACAUAUGAUAAGUAAAAUUAGAAGAGAAUCAACGGCCUUUGAAAAAUAUCAACAUAACAAAGAUUUGGUGGCCUUAGUCAACCUUUUUGCUGACACAGAAGCAAACCUUCCUACCGGUUGGGACACAAAAAAAGACAGAAAUUCUAAGCAAUUUUUUAUCGACCAUAAUAAUAGGAAGACUACUUACAUGGAUCCACGUCUUCCUACAGACACUGUCAGCAUUGCUGCUAGAUUUUUGGAGUCAAUGACUGUGCGUGAGAUAAUCGAGAUGAACGAUUUAUCACUAAAAUAUUUAGUUUAUUUCUUUUUUCAAUGUUUAUUAUACUUUUUGUUGGCAUGGUUUAUUCCGAUAUACUUAAAUAGCAAAUGAAUAUGAUUUACUAAU
Molecule: messenger RNA, 2070 nt
Organism: Agrilus planipennis (emerald ash borer)
Lineage: Eukaryota; Metazoa; Arthropoda; Insecta; Coleoptera; Buprestidae
Exons: 6
Coding region: 1-2055 (684 amino acids)
Biological process (GO): hippo signaling; positive regulation of transcription by RNA polymerase II
Cellular component (GO): cytoplasm; nucleus
Molecular function (GO): transcription coactivator activity; protein binding
Source: RefSeq, a predicted model, not a curated record